This is a messenger RNA of Rhopalosiphum maidis (corn leaf aphid), 557 nucleotides long. It is a transcript of the gene Chrac-16, whose product is annotated as chromatin accessibility complex protein 1. Gene Ontology annotation, cellular component: CHRAC; nucleus. Gene Ontology annotation, molecular function: protein heterodimerization activity. NCBI's taxonomy places the organism in Eukaryota, Metazoa, Arthropoda, Insecta, Hemiptera, Aphididae. The transcript is spliced from 4 exons. The coding region runs from base 1 to 438 and encodes 145 amino acids. The record is from RefSeq and is a predicted model, not a curated record.
AUGUCAGCUUUGAACAAUUCUAGUACUAGUACUGAUCUAAAUGAUUCAAAUAAAGACAAAUCAAAAACGCCAAGAUCUAAAGACAUGCAUUUACCUAUAUCAAGAGUACGUACCAUUAUGAAGAGUACACCAGAUAUUGAAAAUAUAGGAUUACCGUCAUUGCAUGUUGUCACUAAAGCAACGGAGCUAUUUAUACAAAAACUGGCACAGGAUGCACUUAAAGGACAAAGACACUACAGACAUUUAGAAUAUAAUGAUCUUGCCAGAGCUGUUGAAGAAAAUGAAAAUAUGUAUUUCCUAAGAGAGGUUUUACCUAAAAAGAUUACCAUGGCUGAAUACUAUAAAUUGGUUGGUAAAGAAUCCUCAGAAGAUGGCGAUGACAAUGAUAACAGUUCUCAAACAUCACAUUCUUCAUCGUCUUCAGUAUCAUCAGAUUAAUUAUUUAUAUUCCUUAACAGUUAACUAUUAAUAUAUGUAGUUACAUUGGUUUUUUUCAUUUUUUUAUUUAUAAAUUAUUGUAUAAAUAUUUUAAUAUUAAAGUACUCAUUUUUAAGUUA